AUGCCUCUCAAACUACUUUGCCUCCAUGGAUGGGGCACCAAUACCAAGAUCUUACAAUCUCAGCUGAAUGGCCUAACGGCCGAUCUUCGCCGUGAUAAUACGGCGACAUUCCACUUUCUGGAGGGCGAGGUGGACUCGAUUCCCGGUCCGGGGAUAUCGGGAUACUACGACGGCCCUUACUACAGUUAUUAUAAGUUUCCCCGGUCUAUUUCUGACAAUGGCAAGGAGGAAGAGUCUAUGCUCGACGCGUACGACCGUCUUUACGAUGCUUUCGACGAAGAGGGCCCCUUUGACGGGGUCCUGGGCUUCUCCCAUGGGGGCACCUUGGCAGCUGGAUUUUUGAUCCAUCAUGCCAAAUUGCAUCCGCAGGAACCGCCUCCAUUUCGUUGUGCUAUCUUCAUAAACUCUCUCCCACCUUUUCGAAUGAAUCCCGGGGAAGAUCCGGUGAUCGAUCCAGAUCUGGAGGGGUACAUCAAUAUCCCGACCGUGAAUAUUGGAGGCGCUCAAGAUCCGUUACUCGAGUACUCCCUGGCACUGCAUCAGCUGUGUAAUCCAGCCCUCUCAACCUGGGUAGUGCACAGCAAAGGCCACGACAUCCCAGCCGAUAAAAAGAACGUCUCCUCCUUGGCCGCAGCGAUCAGGGCUUUGGCAGUCCAGGCGUUGGCAGUUUGGUGA
Molecule: messenger RNA, 675 nt
Organism: Aspergillus alliaceus
Lineage: Eukaryota; Fungi; Ascomycota; Eurotiomycetes; Eurotiales; Aspergillaceae
Product: putative DUF341 family oxidoreductase
Exons: 3
Coding region: 1-675 (224 amino acids)
Cellular component (GO): cytoplasm; nucleus
Source: RefSeq, a predicted model, not a curated record